Molecule: messenger RNA, 1779 nt
Organism: Myripristis murdjan (pinecone soldierfish)
Lineage: Eukaryota; Metazoa; Chordata; Actinopteri; Holocentriformes; Holocentridae
Gene: klf1
Product: Kruppel like factor 1 (erythroid)
Biological process (GO): regulation of transcription by RNA polymerase II
Molecular function (GO): DNA-binding transcription factor activity, RNA polymerase II-specific; RNA polymerase II cis-regulatory region sequence-specific DNA binding
Source: RefSeq, a predicted model, not a curated record
UCAAGUUUACGCUCCACCUCCUAACGGUCAAAACCUACAUGAAACAGAGAGAUUUGAAGUGAAGCUCGCAGCUGACAGAGAUAGACAAGAGAAAGGAGGGAGAGAUAGUGAGGGGGGGGAAUGGAGAAGAGGAGACAGAGUUAACAAACUGUUGCUGCGGCCCAGGCACCGGCUGAACUGUAACUGGGAUGAAGGGGUUGUUAAGCUCGCGUUUGACUUUGUGAUAGUUGAGGUUAAGAUGGUUAUGUAAAAAAAAAGAAAAAGAAAGAAAAAGAAAAGAAAAAAGAGACCUGUUGCUGUUGUCGUUACCACUGUCAGCCAGCGUCGUGUCAAAGUGCUUGAUGGCUGUUACGCAGGCUGUGCUCCCGUCCUUCAGCUCCUUCUCCAACUUUGCUCACUCCAGCGACAGUAUGAGGGUGUGGAAGUCUGAUGGUGGCUCUCUCAAUCUGGACUCUCUAAGCAACAGACUGUCACCUGGCAGCGCCGACCCGAUGCAGGUCUCUCAGCCACUGACAGAGGAGCACAUGGACGAGGACAGCGAGGCGUCCUGGGACAUCGAGCUGCUGCUGUCUGAAUGGAGUGGCUCGUCACCUGACUUCACUCUUCCUCUGGACAACGGCACUCAGCGGUGUCCGCAGCUCGACCAAAGCACCAUGUACCAAGAGGUGGGUACGUUCAAGGACCAGGCUGGGCAAGACAGCCUUCAGAUGAGCGGCCCCAUGGUGGAGCUCGUGCCCCCUGUUGACACCGCAGCACCGGUGCUUCCCGAACUGUACAACAGGAGCUACGGUGACGACCACCCGGGCCGGCCGGCGUUCCCCAGUGUGCCUAAUGUUGGCCAGUUUGGUUUUCCUCAAGGAAGCAACAUGGGGAGACACAGCAGUGACAGAGGAAACCUCAAUAAAGCCACAUCCUGGGACUUCAACCUCUGUUAUCCCCAGCAGCACCCCUCCAUGGUGGCCUUCCCCGACAGCAGGUUCCUCCCGCCCCAGGCCUUGACCCCUGACCCGCGACACUACAGCUACAUCCCAAACCUCACUCAAAAUGCCAACCUCUUUCGCAACUAUACACACAGCCAGGCCAGCACUCAUUUCUCCCUCAUGCAGCAGCCACUGCUGGCCGGGUCUCCGCUCCCCCCUGGUGGGGUGGAGGGGAAGCGUGGCAGGCGGGCCACGGGGAAAAAGCGGCCUGCCAUCCACAGCUGUGAAUACCCCGGCUGCAGCAAGACCUACACCAAGAGCUCCCACCUCAAGGCCCACCUCCGCACCCACACAGGAGAAAAGCCGUACCACUGUUCAUGGGAGGGCUGCGGCUGGAAAUUCGCCCGCUCCGAUGAGCUGACGCGUCACUACCGGAAGCACACAGCAAAACCCUACGAGUGUCUGCUGUGUCAGAGGGCCUUCUCCCGCUCCGACCACCUGGCUCUGCACAUGAAGAGGCACAACUGACACACACACAUGCAUACACACACUGGUGCACUAGGGUUAUUAAGUGACUGUGCUCGUAGUCCUGGACUAAUGAUGAGUCCUAUACCCCAAAUUUGUACCAGAUUAUCUGAGGGGUUAUCAAACAGGCCCACACGCAGACUUGUAGCUCAUGAAAAUGUAUCUUAUAGCACAGACACUGGUAGAACGACAUUACAUACAUCAAGCAUGUGGGGCCUGGAAGUGAAAAUGUUGCUGAUAACACUUGUCAAAUUUGGCAUUUUAACACACGCUGUUAGAAUACAACAGCUCUGUUGGUGUAUAUUUGUGUUAAUUUUUCAAAACACUUCAAUAC